AUGUCGCUGGACCUGAACAACCGCACUCUCCGCACCAGCUCCAGCAAGGAGCUGGUGGAGUACUUCCGGCAGUCGCUUCGAAGUGUUGGUUGGAAGCCGAUAUCAGAUCAUAUUUAUGCUAGUAUCGACUCUGGCGCCAUCCCACCUAUUGUCGUACAUGUAUUCCUCUGCGUCUGCAAGGAGCCCGGUGCUAUCGUCGAAAGUCUUUGCCAAAAUGUGUCCGCUGUUGGCAGACACGUGGCCAUCAAUCAUUUCGGUAAACUAAUUCGGACCGAAUUCUUCCCUGAUAUGUGGAAAUCCGUCGGAGGAACUCCCGGGAUGCUUGCCUUGAUGUCGGCAAUGUCCGUUUACGAAGUACGUCUCCUCUGUCAGUGCAUUGGGGGAUCCAGCACGGCAACCCACCAUGGACGGCAGCGUCAGGAAUGCAUGUCUGAACUCUUCGAAGCGUUGCAUAAUACCAGCGGCGGAAACCCCAACGUGCCGGUGAACCCUGAUCCUAGACCUUUAGGGUCUCUCUAUGACGCUAUCGCCCCUGCGUGUACGUCGGAUAUAGUCACAAAGCUGACUUGUGUCUAUGAAAAAGGCCGUGCUAGAAGAAACACCUGGCUGGCACAUGUGGGCGCAUAUCAAGAAGAACUGGUUGCUGCUGUUUUCUGCGGAGAGGGCACGCCGAAGAGGAUCACGGGCUACAAGUUCGUUCUCGAGGCCAGUGAUGUCACAUUUGCUCUUGGGCUCCUCGAGAGACUUUCUGCCGCGCCCGAUGCACUCAGGGAGAACGCAGAGAACUUGGCUCAGGACCUUGCCAUUCCGUUGGCUAGGCGGCUACGCAAUAGGAGAGCGAACUCCAGCCUUCAGAUACGCUUUUACAGUCUCCUUAUUGGGUGUAUAGGCGUGGAACCCCGUAUCGGGAAAACCAUCCCCGACAAUAUUCUCUACUACGCCAUUAGGGCCUGGAGGAGAGCGUCUCAGGGGAAGAGAGAUGGACUGGAAAAACCUCUCUCGACCUUGAUAUCCCUUGUGGCAGAGAACGGCAAGUGGUCCUUGACCGAGGUCGCCAGCGUCCUCCGGGGCGUCCAACCCGCUCAGCGAUUUUCGCUCUUGCAGCUGCUGCUCCAGAACGUUCCGCUUCUAGGCUUUACGAUCGACCUUUCCGAUACGCGCGGCGAGAAGAUCAAAUCUUGGGACGGUGUCUGGCCACUAACACUCUUCGAUAUUCUCCCGAGUGCCAUUUCCCACCUCCUCCUUGAGUACUUGAGGAAGAUAUACGCGCAUAGCCACUUCAUAGAGUAUCCUCGACACAUGUUUAAUAGGGAAAACGCUGGCCUAGUACGGCUCUACGCGCCCAGCUGCGACGGGCUUACCAAUCUGCGCAUAGUCUCCGCUCAGCUAAAUUCGCGACUGCAUGCUGGCGACUCCCACGAUGCUACCUGUUUUGUCGAGAUAGAGAAAGCCCUGCAGGAGCAAGAGCGCAAAGCCGUAUCGGAGCCGAUUGCGCGAGAGAGGUCGGAGAGGGCUGCCACAGCAGUCCUUCUAUCCAUGGCAUCCGGAUCGCUAAGCCUAUAUGAAGAUACGAUGACUUGGGCACGGCGAUUUGAUAGAGAUGCCAACGCCGUCUACAGAAUUUACUCGCGGGACGUCAUGUGUUCAAAAAUAAACAUAAAUCUUCUGAGUGCAAUUCCAUAUCAUGUGGGAAUCCAGGGCCUCUUGCAUGAACAGCUUCGGGCGGACGUUCAGCGGGCGAAUCAAAUCAUAAUGAACUAUAUGGAAACGGCAGCCACAUGUCUUCGGGAGCCCUAUUGGAGUUGGAAAUAUAUGAUAGGUCUUUCUGACUUGCCUUCCGGAGUGAUCUGGAAACGUGUAGAAAGGCUGACCGCCCUACAAGACCGGAUAACACUAUCCGAUGAGGAGAUCUUCCUCUCUGUUUGGGAGCCAACCAUCGACAUGCUUCUAGAGAUCGAGAGCUUUGGCCUACGAGAGGCUCACAAAAGCCUUGGCCUAAACACCCUUUCCGGGCCCUUGAAAAAGGGGUAUCCGGAGGCACUCUUCCUCGAUAAGGUGCCACGGCAUGUCCACAAGUUCUUGGACAAUCUCGCGCAAUCUCGCGACAAGCUAUGGCGAGAAUACCGAGUAAAGGUGUACCCCAUGACCGCAAGGCUUCAAGCACCUUGGCCAAACGGCCUUCCCAUCCAAUGGCUGACGCCUCUGAUCCUGAAGGAUAUGCCGUAUACUAAGUCCAGAGUCGAGGCGAUUGUGUUUGCCCGUGGAAACGUACUCUUAGCCCCCCCGCCGACAGAGUCAGCAAUGAUCGAAGCAAUAGGACCAUUUGUAGACGAUUACGGCUUCGCCCUGCGCCAAUUUGUGUUGGCAGCGGAGGAGGGGACCCAAAGAGAGGAGAAGGUCCUCAAAGCGUGGAAUCAUGUCACAGGAGAGCUUACCGGCAGUCGUAUGUCCCCAAGAGAAGGGCUCUAUUUUUGGAAAGAUGUUUACGAUGAGAUCGAUGUCACGCUGCCGAAGUCAGUCAUAUCAUUGUUUGAGAUCGAGCACCCCCAUUUGCCCUCGACGGAUGAGGGUAUCGGAAGUCCUACUGUCUGGAAUCCAACCUUAGCAUAUGUGCCACUCUCGGAAAUGCCGGAAACCGACACGUCCGGGGAAUUCUCUGCUUAUUCCCUUGACCAUAUGCUCGAUACCUAUGGUCUCCACGGCAUAGUCACUGCCGAUUUACCAUUCCGCCAAUACACGCCUAGAACUCGCGAUACUGAAUACCUACCGUCCAUAUGGGAGUUCUAUCGGUCGUCAUCCGGUCUUCACCCCCAUGUAAGGGAUGCCGUUGCUGCGGCUGCCAUCGCGUUCCUGGAGACGAAAUAUGUCCUCGAAUCCGGUACAUUCGUGAAGCCGUUCCCCUCGUUAUAUGAUGCUCGGUUUCCUGCUGUGCGCCUAGACGAUCAAUUCCUCCAACGAGAGAAUAGCGCCAAUAUGAGCUCAGUAUUGUCGACGUUAGAGCGUUUUUCGUCCACAAUACCAACGCGGUUACUUGGUAAUUUAGCAAAAUCUCUCUUGAAAUGCCUCGACUCUGAGCGGAUGGGAGACGGACCGACAUUUCGACCUGUAAUAUCCUGUAUACGGAGCAUUUCCCGAGGGGAUCAGCCAUCGGUUGCUUGCGAGUUCGUUAAGCAGGUCAUCUUAGCUUACCAGGACGAGAGUUCAUGGCACAGGCAUAUAUGCAACGCCAAAUUUCUCAGCAGCCUUCCUGCACACGACGCGAAAGCGUUCGUGAGCGAUCUCUUCUCGGAAAUACACGAUAGGCUUCGAAAGCAGAACGAUGCGACCUCGACGGGACAGGAAGAAGAGACAGGAAGCACCGCUCCCCACAUCAGAGUCACCAUUGUUAAGAUGGUUACUCAGAUACUAUGCCAGGGAAAGUACCUGGACCAGGCAUUUGCUUGCGAGGCUCUCGCCGCCCUGCUGAAAACUGCUACUCAUCCAGACAUCCGGACAGCGAUUGUCGAAAAUCUUACCAGCCUCAAAUCAGUAACCAACGACGACAAGCUGAAAUCAAGUAUUAUCGACCUGAUAGAAGAGCAUGCCGUCCCAAUCGCGGCAUCCAUAAAUGAACGUCACCCGCCAACCGAGGAAGACUGGCUGAAGGCUGAGUCUGGAGAUGGCCCCAUGCCCCGGAUCGACAAGAACUCCUGCUUUCCCCCAAUCCUGGGAUUGCUUGUGGGGGCCAUCCCGGAUCUAAAAGACAGAAGCGAGGCUGCUGUGCGAAGUAAAGAAAUUUGGAUGAAGCGGAUCAUUAUCCCGAUAUUGGAACAGUCAUCCAUCAACCACCGACGGUGGACUACACUAUUCCUGAAUCUCGGCGGAUUUACCCUCCCUGUGGAGAGCCUGCCUCUCGUGCCGGUGCACCCGAAACUUUUGCUUGACAUAUUCCUGGACCACGCUGAAUUUCUCCCAGAGGCCGCUUUCCGGGCGAUCAGAGAGCUAUCCAUGAUAAACAUCAGAGCCCCGAAGGACAUCGACGCAAUCAACAAGGCGGCUAGAAGGGGGAUCAUCAACGACGCGGGGUCGCAUUGGAUUUCCGUCUGGAAUGGGGUAGAUGCCACGAGCUUUGGUGUAGCUCAGAGCGUGAGCCUUCUCUUGAGCGAGAAGAUGAACUCUCACCCCCACCCGCUGGGCAGUGUUACGAUCGCGGGCCUUCAAGAAUUCCUCGUCGACGUAGCGGAUGCCUACAUUUCUGCAGCCGACACGGCGGGGUUUGACCGGUUCCUCUCCUUAUUUGACCAUCCCUAUCGUGGGGCCAGUCUGAGCGCGCAACUCUCCGGGUUCGUCAGGUCGAACUACUUACCCCUCCUCGAACGCUUCAUCGCACGUAUCGGGUCGCUGCGAAAUCAAGAGUGGCUCCGCGACCCGAAUCGACAGCCACCGAAACUUCCGGCCACGCUACCCCUAAAGUUGAAACUGUUCAAAGGCAGGUAUCAAACGGUGCCACUAGAAUUGUUUGGGGAGAGCGUUCAGGAUUUCGUUAGCGAUAUAACCUCACUACUUGAAGAACUCGUGGGGACCAAGCGGCCAUACCACCAGACGUGGCCGUCCGUAAAGGAGACUGCCCUGGGGUCGUGUUACCGGAUGUAUAGGAUCCCCGUGGCUCUCGAAUUGGGCUCCUUGGAACGACGCCCGCAGCCAGAAUUCAGUCUCGUCGACUAUCUACGUAUUGAGCUUGCGGGAGAGCUCAUGCUACAAGCCCUAGGCCUGAAGGGCGAAGGGUAUGGCGAAAAACUACGUGACAUGGUUGAGAGCUGGAGCAAUUGCCACGAUGAGAUUGUUCGGAUGCAGUACGAGUCCUUCAUGGAAGGGAUUAAGACUGCAGAUAAGACAGAACAGAGAGAAUGGUUAAAGAAGAUCAUAGGAUAGGUCGGCGUCGGUGGUACACGCCGUCAACGGCGCCCCUUAAGUAUGUACGCAGGUGGUUGUGUGCUCCCCCGGAUGAGCCCGCCUUCUUCCUCACUAGGUUCACAGGGUGCCGGAUACAUGCAUGCAUGGCUUUUUGAUGAGGCCCUCCAAGUUCUACCCGAGCCAUCCGAUGCGGACGGAUAGUGGUGGCCAGGGAUGCCUGUUGCAUAUAGAUCUGGCCACCAACCCGGAGCAUCCAGCCAGCGUAUACCGAGACCGACUGGCAAGCCAAGGACCAGCAGUGGUGCUAUACGGAGAGUUGAGUGACACCGUCUUGGUGCUCUAUCUUGAAAAUGGAGGCACAUUUAUUUCGUGUAAUGUUCCAGUUGCAGCAAAUCUCGGGCAGAGCUCCCCGGUAGGGGAAAGGGAGCAGUUAUAUUCUCCCAGUGGCUCUACGGUACGACCCGAUGCGAGGUGCCCUCGGGCUUGCGCGUGUGUAUCUAUCGUAAGUGCGAUCAACUUUGCGAAUACAAAAAAAAAAGGGCGUGCAGAGAGCAUCGAUCGACGGUCGCCGCCGUGCCCGCUGCCCCCCCCCCCCC
This is a messenger RNA of Durotheca rogersii, 5489 nucleotides long. RefSeq lists its product as uncharacterized. The transcript has a single exon. The record is from RefSeq and is a predicted model, not a curated record. Bases 1 to 4911 code for a protein of 1636 amino acids. NCBI's taxonomy places the organism in Eukaryota, Fungi, Ascomycota, Sordariomycetes, Xylariales, Xylariaceae.